AUGUCCUACAGAUUUAAAGGUCCCGAUCGUGGAGAUCGUGGAGACCGUAAUGAUCGUGGCGGGGGCUACCACACCAACUACGAUGACAAGUAUCGGCGUGAAGUUGCUCCAAAACUUUCAAAUCUGUACGAUAGCUUUCGACCAUCAGGUCCACGAAAACACAACACAAAUCAUUAUGAUAGAGACGCUUACUACCGACCCAUGGAGCAUCGAAAUCCAUCCAAGCCAGCACAGACACCGUCCACAAACCCAAAACCAGAGUUUAAGCCAGAUCACGAACAAGAAAAUGGCCGUCACUCUCACCAUGGCAAUGUUCAAAAUCACACACGAUCGCCUCUCCAACCUCCAACGCCCAAUAGUGUGACCUCUGCGCCCGAGGAAGUGACGGGAACAGACCCCCGAACCGGAGUGAACCCCCAUGACCUUAAAGUUCCAACUUUACAGCUCCAUCGUGAUCAUCUCCAGCUCGAAUUUUCAUCACCAUCCGAUCCUCCAAAAAACUACAAGGUUCUCUACGAUCCAGAGAACGAUUCCCACAGAAACAAGUCCACCAACAAAUCAAAAAGCAAAGUAUUUCGCUUUAAUGGCUCGUCUGUAAGUGACCCACAAUCAUACAGUGAUGCCAUAAUCCACAGCUCCGAUAUCACCGAUCCACGAAAAAAGAUCCUUUCCACCUACUUUUCCAAACCCAACAAAAACUCCAAGAAAUUUCCAUUCAAGCAACUCCCACAGCCGCGAUUUGUGUUUGACAAGAACUCGGUGGGUCCUCCCCCGCAAACUGAGCUUGUGGUGUGGGACAUUCCAUCCACCACCAGCGAGGUCUACGUGACAAACUUCUUUAGAUCUCACGGGAAUGCGACCGAAAUUAACUUCCUCCAGGACCCAAUGUAUGCGGUACCUUUGGGCGUUAUGCUGUUUCGUUUCCAAGGCUCUCCUGACAAAUCAAUGCUUUUGGCCAAGAAUCUCCUCAAUUUCGUCCACCUUGAAAAACCCAAAAUCAACGGCGUGGUGCUCAAGAUAGAGCUUAAUGACCAUGAGGGAAAGUUGCUCCGUAGCAAGGUGGAAAUUGCCCAAAAUCGAAUUCGGCAAUCGAAACAGAAAUUGGAGAUGGAAGAACAGAAAAGAAGAGAGAUGGAAGAGGAAAAGAAACGUAAAGAGAUCGUUGCUCAGAGGGAGGAAGCACGCCAGAAAGAAUCACAAAACAAUACCUUCCAAAAAUACGACUAUAAACCAAACACCACCAUCAUGUCUGUCAAGUAUCGCAACAAGGUCAUUCCAGGAACAUUUCUUCCACGAGAAGUUCGUCAUAUCAUCAAAGACAACCCCUAUCUAUUCAUACACGACAAACACGUUUCCACACGGACCGUAUCUGCCCAGGAUAUCAAGCGUGUGCUCAACAAGUACAACUGGUCUCGAGUCCUACACGAGAAGGUAGGAUUUUUCAUAAUUUUCAAUUCUUUGGAGGAGUGCAAACGAUGUUUCUGGAAGGAAGAUGGGCGUAGGUUCUAUGAAUUUCGUAUGUUCAUGGAGAUGGCUGUGCCUGAAGGUUUUGAAGACAAGUCCACAACUUCUGCCACCAAAGGUGACGCCGUCGAAGAAGCAACGAAUAUGCUCAUACAAGAGUUCCAAGCAUACCUUAAAAAAGAUAUACGUGAGCGAGUAAUUGCACCCCAAGUAUUGGAAUUGUUGAACCCGGAAAGAUUUCCUGUUCUCAAGGCACAAUUGGACGAAGAGCGAACCAAGCAGGCACAAGCUGCUGCCGCUAGGGCCGAAACGAUUGCAAGCAAAAUCCAAGAAACUCGAAAUAAAGAAGGUGCUUAUGCUCUAAUGAAUAAAAAAGCGGCACAGUUACCCAGUUUCAAAAGAAAAGAAGGCAUAAAAAUGCAAGCGAAGAAGAGAGUUAUUCCUAUGCAGCAUGUCCUCAACUAUGAAAAUGACUCGGACGAUUCAGAAGACGAUUCAAGUCGUUCUGCUACUCCUGCUCCCGCGUUGAAGCGUGAACGCAGCCUGCCAGCAACCAGCUAUGACGAAGAAGCACCCUCAAAGAAGAAAAAGAAAACACUGCUCAAGACAAUGUUGCUUUACGACUCAUCAGAAGGAGAAGUUUCCGACAGUCCUGAAGAUCAAGUCAUGGAAGAUGCAGAGGAGGCGGCUGACCAAGUGGACGAUUUUGCCGAUGUGGAUGUCAAGUUCAGACCUACAUUACACUCUUCAGUUCCGGUGUACCCUGAGGAUGAAUUUGUUGACGAGUUCGACGUCAAUUAUAUCCAAUCUUCCAUCAAAGACGAGGAAGAUUUGAACAUUGCAAAGAGCAUUCUUUCUGAGUUGAAGCCUUCCACAAUAGCAAAUGUGGACUACUGGGCGUGGAAGCAAAAAGAGACUCGAAAGCCAGAGGAAAUUGCCGAAAGUGUACAUCUAAUUGAACCUCUUGCACCCAAAUUUGAGUCGGCAAGUGGCUCUUUCCGCAGUGAAGGAUACAGAAAAAUACCCGAUACUGACAAGAUCGAAUACUUGCCUCAUCGGCGCAAAAUUUACAAGCCUGUCAAGACCGUCCAACACGAAGAUGACGAGACUUCUGCGAACAAUGGAAACGGUACGAAUAACAGCACUGCGGUGCAUAGCUCUCGUGUGAACCGUGCCAACAACAGAAGAUUGGUGGCUGAUAUAAGUGCCCAGAAGCAAAUGCUUGGAAGCGAAACUGACAUUUUGGAUCUCAAUGCGUUGACGAAAAGAAAGAAACCGGUGACUUUUGCGAGGUCCGCGAUCCAUAACUGGGGCUUGUACGCCUUGGAAUCAAUUGCUGCGAAGGAGAUGAUUAUAGAGUACGUUGGGGAGAGUAUUCGACAGCAAGUAGCCGAGCACCGUGAGAAGAGUUACUUGAAGACAGGCAUUGGGUCGUCGUAUCUUUUCCGAAUUGACGAGAAUUCAGUGAUCGAUGCAACCAAAAAAGGCGGAAUAGCUCGUUUCAUCAACCAUUGCUGUAACCCUAGUUGUACUGCCAAGAUCAUCAAAGUGGAAGGAAAGAAGAGAAUUGUCAUUUACGCUUUGCGAGACAUCGAAGCUAACGAAGAACUCACCUACGACUACAAAUUCGAAAGAGAGACGAACGACGACGAACGGAUCCGUUGUUUGUGUGGUGCCCCUGGCUGUAAGGGCUAUUUGAACUAG
Molecule: messenger RNA, 3168 nt
Organism: Meyerozyma guilliermondii ATCC 6260
Lineage: Eukaryota; Fungi; Ascomycota; Pichiomycetes; Serinales; Debaryomycetaceae
Gene: SET1
Product: histone methyltransferase
Exons: 1
Coding region: 1-3168 (1055 amino acids)
Cellular component (GO): Set1C/COMPASS complex
Molecular function (GO): histone H3K4 methyltransferase activity; protein binding
Source: RefSeq, a predicted model, not a curated record